Molecule: messenger RNA, 246 nt
Organism: Paramecium sonneborni
Lineage: Eukaryota; Ciliophora; Oligohymenophorea; Peniculida; Parameciidae
Source: the annotation of a GenBank genome assembly
AUGGGAUGCCAUAUUUAGAAACACUAAUAUUAAAAAGUAGAUAUCGUAAUUUCAUCCCCACCUCCUACAGUUCCAUCUUCUCAUGAAAUAAUUUUGAUUCCAUAUGUUCUUAAUGAUAAGCAUCCAGCAUCGAGGAUGCCUAUUUAAACCUUUUGGAAUAGCGAAGGUCAAAGAACAAAAGAAUAGUCAUCUAAAAUAACUAAAUCUCUUUCACCUGAUAUUAAGUUUAUACAAAAAUAAAAAUGA